Messenger RNA from Drosophila willistoni, 768 nucleotides. Its product is annotated as protein trunk. The record is from RefSeq and is a predicted model, not a curated record. The transcript has a single exon. Bases 79 to 768 code for a protein of 229 amino acids. Gene Ontology annotation, molecular function: signaling receptor binding. NCBI's taxonomy places the organism in Eukaryota, Metazoa, Arthropoda, Insecta, Diptera, Drosophilidae.
UCACCUUCACUAAUGUAUUGUAUAGCCUUCCAUUUAAUAAUUACAAUGAUUUAAACUAAUUCGUUAGACCAAAAAGUAAUGUCCCGCCACAAUUUUAAUUGGUUUUGGAUUUGUAUAGAAAUAUUAAUUUCUACAUUGGAAGCUGCUACGCAGGAUACUUAUUGUGCAGAGCUUUCACAAAAGGCACUGAGUUUAAUUUUGGGGCAAGCGUUUAAUCCUCGAUACAUGAGUAUUGAUCCACCUGGAAGACCAACUGAAGAUACUUACAAUUUCGAAAAUAAAAGAUUUUCUCAUGAUUUACCAUUUUACGUCGACGAAGAUGUUAUAUCAUUGGGAAGCAAUCCUGCAUGGGAUACCAACCAUUUUACCUUUUUUGAAAAAAAAGAGAAAUUUUCGAAACAGCAAAAGGAUAAGCGUGCGAGGAACAUUUUUGGUGAUAAAGAUGGUUAUGUGAAAACAGAUUUAUUUAAGCCUCGCCCUUGGGAAUGCCUAUCAAAGGUGAACUGGAUUGAUUUGGGAUUGAAUUAUUUUCCACGCUACAUUCGAUCAAUUGAAUGUGUAGCACGAAAAUGCUGGUACGGACAUUUCAAUUGCAAACCAAAGUCAUUCACAAUAAAGGUUCUACGACGAAAAACGGGAUCUUGCAUUCAUAUAAGCGAUAAAUUAAUUUUUAUUACUUCAGAAGAAUUUGAAACUGAUCAAACACAGCUCUGGAUUUGGGAGGAAAUAGCUGUAAAUUUUUGCUGUGAGUGUGUUAUGCUUCUUUAA